Messenger RNA from Paramecium octaurelia, 3659 nucleotides. Lineage: Eukaryota; Ciliophora; Oligohymenophorea; Peniculida; Parameciidae. The record is from the annotation of a GenBank genome assembly.
AUGGGGAACUGUGGAAAUGUGAAAAAAACAGAAUAAUUAUAAAUUUAUAAAUCAGAUAACGAUUUGUAUAAGGUUCUUGCUUCAUUAAAAGAAUUAGAUGAAGAAAUUUUCAGAGUAAUAUUAGACAUGUUAAAAAAUGAAAAAAUUUAAAACUGCCUAGAAUUUCUCUCAUAAGUUCAAAAUCGCAGGCAAGUUGAAUAAAAAAUACUAUAGGUGGAUAAUUCAUCACUAUUAGGUCAGGAGUUGAUGCUCAAAAUUGAAAGGAAGGACAUUAAAAGAAUAACAGACGUUCUCAAAAGAAUUAGGGAUCAUGAAUUUAAUAAACAUAAUUACUUGAUCGAUGAAUAUGAAGAAAUUAAAAAAUAUCUGUUCAUAAAAAUAUCCUAAGAUAAGAAGAUUAUAGAAUUACUAAAAUUUUUAGUACGCCUUUCAGCCUUUGAUGAGAGAUUCAUAUAAUGCGGGACGAAUUCUCUUUAUUUAUUAGUUUAAAUGAAGGUUGACUUGAAGGAAUAAUCUUUUAUAAAUAUAAGAAUUAGAAAUACUUCAUUAUUAGGAGCAAAUUUAGUGAGAUGUGACUUGAGUGGAUCUGAAUUUGAUAAUGUUAAUAUUACUGGGAUUAAUUUGAAUUAAGCAAAAUUAUUGAAUUGUAAGUGGAGGAAUUUAGGGAUUCAUGAGGGAAUUAUUUGGAAGGGUCAUGAUGAUGAAUUCAAGCAAGUUUGCUUUUCUCCAGAUGGUAAGACAUUAGCUUCUUGUAGUUAGAACAGUUAUAUAUAUUAUUGGAAUGUAAAAACAGGAAAAAUAAAGUCAUCAAUCAGGAGAAAGAGUGAGGUUAAUUCAGUAUGCUUUUCUCCUAAUAAUUAUACAUUAGCAUUAAGCAAUAGAAUGUUUGUUUAUUUAUGGAACCAUAAAACAGGAAAAUAAAUAUCAAAAUAAAUUAAUCAUGAAAAUUCUGUUACGAAAGUCUGUUUCUCACUUGAUGGAACUACAUUAGCAUCUGGUAGUUAAGAUAAGUCUAUUUGUUUAUUGGAUGUUAGGACAGGAAAAUACAUAUCUAAAUUAAUUGGUCAUGAAAAUUUUGUUACUGCAGUCUCUUUCUGUUCUUAGGGAACUACAUUAGCAUCUGGUAGUUUUGAUAAAUCUAUUCGCUUAUGGGAUGUUAAGACAGGAUAAUAAAAAGCCAAAUUAGAUGGUCACUCAUUAGGUGUUAGUUCAAUUUGUUAUUCUCCUGAUGGUAAUACAUUAGCAUCUGGUAGUUUUGAUACGUCAAUCCGUUUAUGGAAUGUAAAGACAGGAAAAGAAAAAGCCAGAUUAGAUGGUCAUUCAAAUUGUGUAUACUCGGUUUGUUUCUCUCCUGAUGGUGCUACAUUAGUAUCUGGUGCAGGAUCACAGGUGAUUUUAGAAGAUUUUUCUAUUUAUUUAUGGGAUGUUGGGACAGGAUAAUAAAAAGCCAAAUUAGUAGGUCAUUCAUAAAAUGUUUAUUCAGUAAAUUUCUCUCCUGAUGGUACUACAUUAGCAUCCUGUAGUAUGGAUAAUUCUAUCCGUUUAUGGGAUAUUAAAACAGCAUAAUAAAAACCCACUUUAGAUGGUCAUUCAAGUAAAGUGUUUUCGGUCAAUUUCUCUCCUGAUGGUUUUACUUUAGCAUCUGGUAGUUCAGAUAAAUCAAUCCGUUUAUGGGAUGUUAAGACAGGAUAAUAAAAAACCAAAAUUUUAGGUCAUUCAGAAGCUGUGUAUUCAGUCAAUUUCUCUCCUAACGGUACUACAUUAGCAUCUAGUAGUGGUGACAGCUCUAUUUAUUUAUGGGAUGUUGGGACAGGAUAAUAAAAAGCCAAAUUAGUAGGUCAUUCAUAAACUGUUUAUUCAGUAAAUUUCUCUCCUAAUGGUACUACAUUAGCAUCUUGUGGUAAGGAUAAUUCUAUCCGUUUAUGGGAUGUUAAAACAGGAUAAUUAAAAGCCAAAUUAGAAGGUCAUUUAAGUAAUGUAUUUUCAGUCAAUUUUUCUCCUGAUGGUUAUACUUUAGCUUCUGGUAGUUCAGAUAAGUCGAUCCGUUUAUGGGAUGUUAAGACAGGAUAGCAAAAUGCCAAAUUAAAUGGUCAUUUAGAUUGGGUAUAUUCAGUCGCUUUCUCUUAUGAUAGUAAUAAAUUAGCAUCUGGUGGUGGAUCAUAAUUUAGUGGUAAAGAUUGUUCUAUCCGUUUAUGGGAUGUUAAAACAGGAUAAUAAAGUGGCAAAUUAGAUGGUCAUUCUAGUUUAGUUAUGUCAGUCAAUUUCUCUCCUGAUGGUUAUACUUUAGCAUCUGGUAGUUCAGAUAUGUCGAUCCGUUUAUGGGAUGUUAAGAAAGGGUAGCAAAAAGCCAAAUUGGAAGGCCAUUCAGGUGGAAUUCUAACAGUCAAUUUCUCUUCUGAUGGUAUUAUAUUAGCAUCUGGCAGUGGAGAUAAGUCUAUCCGUUUAUGGGACGUUAAGACAGGAUAAUAAAAAGCCAAAUUAGAUGGUCAUUCAUCAACAGUUAAUUCAAUUUGUUACUCUCCUGAUGGUUCUACAUUGGCAUCUGGUAGUUGUGAUAAGUCUAUCCGUUUAUGGGAUGCUAAAACAGGAUAAUAAAAAGCCUUAUUUGGAGGUCAUUCGUCAACAGUUUAUUCAGUCCAUUUCUCUUCUGAUGGUAUUACAUUAGCAUCUGGCAGUGGAGAUAAGUCUAUCUGUUUAUGGGACGUUAAGACAGGAUAAUAAAACGCCAAAUUGGAUGGUCAUUCUGAUGGGAUUCGAUCAGUCAACUUCUCUCUUGAUGGUACUAAAUUAGCGUCUGGUAGUCAUGAUCAUUCUAUUCGUUUAUGGGAUGUUAAGACAGGAUAAUAAAUGGUCAAAUUAGAAGGUCUUGAAAAUUGUAUAAACGCAGUCUGUUUCUCUCCUGAUGGUACUACAUUAGCAUCUUGUGUUGGAUCAAGAUUGAGCAUUUCAAAUUUUUCUAUUGGUUUAUGGGAUGUUGAGACAGGAAAUAAAAAACCCAGUUUAUUUGGUCAUUCAAGUGACGUCAUGUCAGUCAAUUUCUCUCCUAAAGGUGAUAAGUUAGCAUCUGGUAGUUAUGAUAACUCUAUCCGUUUAUGGGAUGUUAAGGCAGGAUAACAAAUAUUAAAAUUAGAUGGUCAUUCAGGUGGAGUUCUAACAGUCAAUUUCUCUCCUGAUGGUACUAAAUUAGCAUCUGGUAGUGAUGAUAAAUCGAUUCGUUUAUGGGACGUUGAGACAGGUUAAUAAAACGCCAAAUUAGAUGGUCAUUCAGGUGGAGUUUUAACAGUUAAUUUCUCUCCUGAUGGUACUACAUUAGCAUCUGGUAGUAAUGAUAACUCUAUCCGUUUAUGGGAUGUUAAGGCAGGACAAUAAAUCUUACAUUAAGAUAACUGUUAUCAUCAUGCUUUAGUGAAAAUUUAACCUUCAACAUUUAAAAAUAAUGUACUUCCAGAUAAUGGUAUUUAUUGUUUUUCAAUUCUUUAGCCACGUCUAUUAUUACAACUUUAGUAAUUUCCUAAAAUAUAAAUUUCGAAGCUUAAGGAGCAUUAAUCUUGAAAGGAGAAUUUGUCAAUUAAUAAGGCAUAGACCUAAAAUCAAUAUUCAAAUAUAAAGGAAGCUGCAUUCUAGAAAACUAAUUAGUAUUAUAAAAACAAUCAAACUGA